Molecule: messenger RNA, 2926 nt
Organism: Chinchilla lanigera (long-tailed chinchilla)
Lineage: Eukaryota; Metazoa; Chordata; Mammalia; Rodentia; Chinchillidae
Gene: Nherf4
Product: PDZ domain containing 3
Exons: 11
Coding region: 960-2480 (506 amino acids)
Biological process (GO): protein localization to plasma membrane
Cellular component (GO): apical plasma membrane
Molecular function (GO): protein-membrane adaptor activity; signaling receptor binding
Source: RefSeq, a predicted model, not a curated record
ACUAUCUAGAGAUAUAUGGAUAUAUAUAUAUAAUGCUUCAGGGCUGGAGGCAAAGCAGUGGGCGCAGCUGUGCCAGUCGCCCCCUGGAAUGUGUCUAACCAGGGCCUGUACAGCUGGAGUUUCCAGGGUCAGAGUCAGAGAUGGUGAACUGAUGCUUGGUCUUGGAGAUGGGGCAUGCCUCUUCUCCUGUAGGACUAAGGCUGUGGCAUUUGAGUGGCCACACUGCUCUGUGGUGCCACCACCCGUCUUGCCUUUCCUUCCACUCAAGGAGCCUCUGAUUGUGCCACUGAGGGGCACACUUCUCACAUCUGCCACUCCAGGCCUUCGCUCCUGCCAUGUGCUCCCCUGUAAGCGUGAAGAUGCCGUCACAUUGGUGCUUUCCCUGGUCCUCAUGCUCCCUGCACCGCACUGGUACUGAUGACUUGGUGGCCUCCACGGGCGGGCAGGUGCACCCAAAUUGCUGCUAUUAAAAACGUGAGUGUCUUCCACCUAUCAUGCCUCCACUUCCUUGUUUGAUGCUUCCAAGAAAGGGCAUUGUUUUUGGUCAUUCUGAUUAAGAUGCUGACCACUUUCCAUUGCACAGGUUCCUGGACACUAGGUUCAGAGGCUGCAGGGGCUGGGGAGGGGCUCGUGUACAAGAUACUGGGAUGGGGUUGGCCAUAGAGGCCUAUAGAACUCCCAUCUCCCUUCUCCUGAUGGCCUUGCAGUCUGCCUUUUCACGUGCUGAGGGGCAACCGGGUUCAGUACAGGAUCUCCGGAGAAAGUUGGGGCCCAGGGAUGGGCAGGAGGAACACACAUACUUCCCCAGAGGAUAAGACUCUCAUCAUUGUUAACCAUUACCCUGUGGCUUCUAUCACAGCGUCUUCAAGGAGGCGGGACUUGGGAGGGGGUAGGUGGGAAGGUCAGCUGUUUACAAUGGACCUUGUCCCUAGUCUGAGCACUGGGUCACUGAUCCAACUAUGGAAGCAGCUGCAGUAGACCUUCGGGACACAGCGUCAUCAUCUCUGAAGUUUAAGUUUAACCCCAAGCUGGGUAUUGAUAAUCCAGUCCUCUGCCUGGCCGAAGACUACAACUACUCUGAUCCCUGGAACUUGGAGCGGCCCCGCUUCUGUCUGCUGAGCAAAGAGGAGGGCACGAGUUUUGGUUUUCACCUUCAGCACAAGCUGGGCAGGGCUGGGCAUGAGGUGUGCAGGGUGGAGCCAGGCACCUCUGCCCACCGCCAAGGUCUCCGGGCAGGAGACCAGAUCCUGGCAGUGAACAACAGUGUGGUGGAACACGAGGACUAUGCGGUGGUGGUGCGUCACAUCCGGGCCAGCGGUCCCCGGGUGUUGCUGACAGUCUUGGCGAGGCAUGUGUAUGAUGUGGCCCGAGCUCAGCAAGGGAACGAUGCCCACCUCUGUCCUGUCCUAGGCUCAGGGGUCCGGCCCCGGCUGUGCCACGUAGUGAAAGAUGAGGGUGGCUUUGGCUUCAGUGUCACCCACGGAGCUCAGGGUCCUUUCUGGCUGGUGCUAAGUGCAGGAGGAGCAGCCGACCGGGCAGGGGUGCCCCCGGGGGCCCGGCUGCUGGAAGUGAAUGGAGUCAGUGUGGAGAAGUUCACUCAUAACCAGCUCAGCAAGAAGCUUUGGCAGAGUGGAAAGCAGGUGACUCUGCUGGUGGCAGGGCCAGAGGUGGAGGAACAGUGUCACCAGCUGGGGAUGCCCCUAGCUGCACCCCUGGCAGAGGGCUGGGCACUGCCCGCCAAGCCCCGUUGCCUGCACCUAGAGAAGGGACCCAAGGGCUUUGGGUUCCUUCUCCGGGAGGAAAAGGACACAGACGGCCGCCUUGGGCAGUUCCUGCGGGAAGUGGACCCAGGACUGCCGGCCGAGAAGGCCGGGAUGCGGGCAGGGGACCGGCUGGUGGCUGUGGCUGGGGAGAGUGUGGAGGCGCUGGGCCACGAGGAGACGGUGUCCAGGAUCCGGGAGCAGGGUUCUCAGGUUUCCCUCAUUGUCGUCGACCCUGAGGCUGACCGCUUCUUCCGCAUGGUUCGCCUGUCCCCACUCCUCUUCUUGGAGGUCACAGAGGCUGCUGCCUCCCCCGAGGCCACCAACUUGACCUCUCCCGGUGAGACCCAGAAUCAACCAGUCGAACACAAAGCUGGGUCUCCGGGUCUUCCUGGCUCAUGCCAGUGCUUCCUGUACCCCGGGCCCGGUGGUGGCUAUGGCUUCCGACUCAGCUGUGCGGCCAGAGGGCCUUGUCUCUUCAUCUCUCAGGUGACCCCAGGAGGCUCAGCUGCCAGGGCAGGGCUGCAAAUGGGAGACAUGGUUCUGGAGGUGAACGGGUAUCCUGUGGGAGGUGACAGUGACCCGGAAAGGCUUCGGCAGCUGGCCGAAGCUGAGCCACCCCUCUGCCUGACGCUGGCAGCCAGGUCUCAGGAGGGCUUGGAUGCCUGGAUUCCCCCCGGGUCUGGAGAGGACUGGGCUCUGGCCUCAGAUCUGCUGUAGAACAGCUCUGCUUAGCACGGAUCUACCAGAUCUCCGGGUGGCUUCCCACUGCCAUUCUGCAGCCUGAAGUGGUGGAGCAGGGGUGCUCAGAGGUGGGAGCUGGAGGAUUCCGAGGCAUCACUAACGGGGCUGCCCAGGGCUCACUCCCCUCCCCUGGGCCCCGUUCCAGCUGAGGAUGUGGUCAGAGGCCGGUGAAGAAACCUGAGGCCCCAGGGAACGCUGUGGGAACUCCAGAGAGCUCACACCAGGAUGAAGUUCUGCCUGAGGAGGGGGUGCUGUGGGGCUGGCUAGGAUUAAAACCAUUUGGAAGCUGGCCUAGGUCUGACUCCAGUGUAAUACAAGAAUUUGGAGAGUGGUUAUACCCUGCCCUCUGGACACCUGAGAAUUGUGAAGGCGGGUGCUUAGUUACUACCAUGUCCUGUUAUAGAAUGGCCUUUUCCUAUAAA